Molecule: messenger RNA, 750 nt
Organism: Penaeus indicus
Lineage: Eukaryota; Metazoa; Arthropoda; Malacostraca; Decapoda; Penaeidae
Product: carbohydrate sulfotransferase 4-like
Exons: 3
Coding region: 6-575 (189 amino acids)
Biological process (GO): sulfur compound metabolic process; N-acetylglucosamine metabolic process
Molecular function (GO): N-acetylglucosamine 6-O-sulfotransferase activity
Source: RefSeq, a predicted model, not a curated record
UCCGCAUGCGGGUGUCGUGGCUCCCAGAGCUGCUGCUCCACUUUGGCUCCGGGAUCAAGGUCGUGCACCUAGUGCGGGACCCCAGGGCCUCCUUCAGGUCCUGCGUCACCUACGCCUCCUCGCAGAAGGACCACGCGAGUUACUGCCCGCUCAUCCUGGAGGACCUGCUUCUGGUCGACACAGUGAAGAAGCUCUUCCCGAGGUCGCUGACGUCGCUCAAGUACGAGGACCUGUGCCUCGACGCCGCAGGGGUUGCCACAGACCUCUGGCGGUUCAUCUCCGGGGACAGCGAGGCCGCCCUCCCUGGCUCCUGGUCGCGCUACAUCCAGGACCACACAACGCCCUCCAAGGCCAGCAGAGGACCUUACCAGACCCGGCGAGACUCGCAGAGGGAGGCAGAGCAGUGGCGGCAAGAAAUCGACGAGGACCUCCUUCUUGGCGUCGAGAAAUCGUGCGGUCAAGUGAUCGACCUUCUGGGCCACAAUAAGUUCCAUUCCUUGGCCAACGUCAGGAAUUGGUCCUUCCCUUUGAGACGAACACCGGGGGCUUUGUACACGCAGACCGAUGUCUUGUAAAGUGGUGCUGCUUUGGUUGUCGCUGCCAUUCUGUGCAUUAAUCCUCUUUCCGAGAGCCUAGGGAUUGCUUGUUCAUGUUCGACUUCCUUGUCACCAAAUUAUUGCUCUGUGGUCUUGCUUUUGCUUCCAGAAAUAACUUUUAUCUGGAAUACAAAAAUCAAGGAAACAAUAUAUA